CAGCUGUAUAAAAAUAGGGAAAACGAAAUCGAAAGUAUAAUAAAGUGUGCCUCAGAAUGGCGACUGCCCAACAGUCCGAUGAGGAAAACCUUUCUGGAAGUGGAUCUGACGUCAUCGAUAAUUCGACCAGUGACCAAGACUCGGAUGAAGAAACAGAUGUUCAGCUUUAUGGGAAAGGGCCCUGCAAGUAUUACAACAACAAGGGCUGCAAGAACGCUGAGAGGUGCUCCUACCUGCACAUGUGCAUGUACGCCCUGAGAGGAAGCUGUCGCAACGGGGCCGGGUGUCCGCUGAGGCACCCGAGAGCCGGCCGAGAGAGCACCGGGCCGUCGGACCCGUCGGCGUCCAGUGACCCAAAGCUCACCGACGGCCGAUUCUAUCAGUGGCAGCUCUGUGCUGGAGACGUCUGGUUGGAUGUCGGUAACGAUCACAUUCUCGAGGCCCAGUACUCGCUGCCCCACACCAAGGGCAUCAAAAUCUACAACACUCCAUACGGGGCGGUGAGUAUGGAUUUUAACAGGAUGAGAGUGAUAAAAAAGAGUCUGAGAGUGAGACGUUUGGAUGACGGGACGACGGUGUGGGUCUGGUACUGCACUCUGCGUCGCAAGUGGACCAAGUACGGAGACAAGGAUUCGAAGGGCAAACACGGACCCGCGAAGAGCGACGACAUCGAGAACCAGUUCCAGCUCGACCCGGCCGGCUCUUAUAAAUUCACCGCCGGUGCCGAUACCUUUGAGAUUAAAUUCACAGAAAUGCGGCAGGUGGCAGCGAACAGGAAGAGGAAGGUCACCCGCCGACCGCUGUACCGACCGAAAGUUUCUUCGGCCGCCGCGGAGCUCCAGAACCUUUCUCUCAACGACAAACCCAAGUGGCAGUUUGAGGGCGACAGCGGAGCGUGGCACGACUUCCGGCGCAGGGACGACACUCCGACCGGCUGCUCCGUGGGCAGCGAGGAGAUCGAGAGGAAGUACGCGCAGAACCCCUCCGACGGCAUGGCCUUCAAAGUGAAGGGAACCUCCUACAAGCUGGACUUUCAAGCGAUGACUCAGCUCAACCUCAAGACCAAGAAGACUCGCAAGAUCAGGCGCGUGUGAGCGCUUCGAUCGGAUCUCGGAAGACGUCGAGAAGAAAGUCUACAAACAAUCAUGCGAGACAAUAUUUAUACAUUAAUCUGCAGGAUGUGGGUGUUUGGAGCACAUCUUUUUUUAUUGUUGGUUCUACUUUGGUGUCCUCACGGAAAAUGGUAUAUUAUGUUUACAGCAUUUAAGAUGAGAUGAAGAACUGUGUUUUAAAAACAAGGUUGCCAGAGGAGACUAAAGUUCAUCAACCUGCCGCAGACCAACCCGCACACUGCCAGACCAACACUUGUGUCAUGAUACAGAUAUUAGAUAUUAUGUCAUGUUAGACGCUCAAGCUGCCGCAUUUCUUCACACUGCCUCUUCUGAUAUAAGACCACUUAUUGAGACCCCAAUGUAAACAACAUGCUGCUGUGUUUGAGGUGCUUACAUCACAUGGCUGCUCACAUUAUGCAAUAGAAAUCUACUGUUCGUCAAUUAAAUGUUCAAGUUUUGCUCAAGAUCGGAAGUCAAAUCUUGAAUCUUAAGGGUGAUUCUGCCUAAAUUCAUGUGUCUGAUUCUUUUAAUCUGAUACACAUGGUAUCAGAGGCUCGUGUGUAAUGGAAAUGGAGAAGCAUUGCAAAUAAAAACAAUUAAUCAAA
This is a messenger RNA of Pseudoliparis swirei, 1717 nucleotides long. RefSeq lists its product as uncharacterized. The coding region runs from base 57 to 1094 and encodes 345 amino acids. NCBI's taxonomy places the organism in Eukaryota, Metazoa, Chordata, Actinopteri, Perciformes, Liparidae. The record is from RefSeq and is a predicted model, not a curated record. Gene Ontology annotation, molecular function: metal ion binding. The transcript has 10 exons.